This is a messenger RNA of Zingiber officinale, 871 nucleotides long. Its product is annotated as transcription factor HY5-like. NCBI's taxonomy places the organism in Eukaryota, Viridiplantae, Streptophyta, Magnoliopsida, Zingiberales, Zingiberaceae. The transcript is spliced from 4 exons. The coding region runs from base 162 to 689 and encodes 175 amino acids. The record is from RefSeq and is a predicted model, not a curated record. Gene Ontology annotation, molecular function: DNA-binding transcription factor activity, RNA polymerase II-specific. Gene Ontology annotation, biological process: response to far red light; response to red light; regulation of photomorphogenesis. Gene Ontology annotation, cellular component: nucleus.
CGAUCCACCACCGCGUCUCGAGAACCUAAACCUCUCUCAUUCCUUUACGUGCGAUGGAGAUCCUAGAACUAGAAGCGGCGGCGGCAGCAGCUGAUCUCGAUUCUUCUUCGACCCAUUAAUUAGCUCUCGGGGAACGCUCAUCAAUAUUCGAACAAAUUAAAAUGUUUCAAGAACAAGCGACGAGCUCCCUCCCUUCGAGCAGCGAGAGAUCCUCCAGCUCUGCUCCUCAGACGGACAUCAAAGAAGGAAUGGAGAGCGAUGAGGACAUAAGACGGGUGCCAGAGUUCGGGCAGUUCGACCUGGCCGGCUCAUCGAAUUCCGGGCAAGGAUCAGGUUCGGCCGAAGUCAAUAUUGCGGACCGCGCUCAGUCGUCUGGCGGCCAUGCCGGACAGCAGCUGGUGAAGAGGAAGGGGAGGAACGCCGCUGAAAAAGAGCACAAACGCCUCAAAAGAUUGUUGAGAAAUCGAGUGUCGGCUCAGCAAGCGAGGGAGAGGAAGAAGGCGCACUUGAGCGAGUUGGAGGCGAAGGCGAAUGACCUGGAGAGCAGGAACUCGGAGCUGGAGGAGAGGCUGUCCACGUUGCAGAAUGAAAACAAGAUGCUACGACAAAUACUAAAGAACACUACUAGCAACAGGAAGGCAUCGUCCACGGGCGCCAGCAGCAUCGAUCCUGACGCCUCGACAGAUUAAUAAUAAAAUCAUUACUCAGUAAAUGAUCGAUUAAUCAAUUAAUUUCGAAUGUAAUUAUGCCAUAAAUGAAAUAGUAUUUGAUUAUGACAGAACGAGAAAUAUUAUGACACUUUUGUAAUUAUAGUUGUGUGAAUAUGUGUGUAUAUUUCAGAUAUAUGCGAACCAGAAUUUCCUUGCAAAAA